CUGAGCAGAGGGAGGUCCAAGUGCCAUUGUUCAAGGGACAGCAGACAGCAUGCCUCCUGGGGGGGCCCAGCACCUGCCUCAGCCACGGAGUGUGCAUGAGCCAGAGCGCUGGGCAGGACUCUUCCUACCGCCCCAGGGUCUCAUUUGCACUUUGCCAGACUGGAUGGAGUGGAGGGCUCACAGGAGCUCCAGGUGCAGGCUGCAGAACCAGCACCCCCUCCGCCUCUCCCAGGCAGUCCCUGUCCCUACUGCCUGAAGGUACCAGUUCCAGUCCUCUGUGGUCGCCAGGCCAUUCUUCUCACCUCCAUGCUUCCCUGGCCUACAUGUGCCUCUGCCCGUCUCUCCAGUCCUACUCUCCCCACCCCAGCCCUGGACUUGGGCAGGGCUCUGUGUACAGUUGCAUAUUUAUUGAGCUUUUGGUUCUUUUAUAAAGACUUGUGUAUACUCCACUGGAAAGAGUCCUUUGAUUUUAGAGCCUGUCCCCUUACUGAGGUACAUGUAAGCUCCCAGGAUGGACAGCUCCAUGCUCCCAUGUACCCCCAUCUGCAGUGGGACACCAGUAAGAAGCAGUCUUGAAAAGGGGGCGGGGUGCUGAACCAACACCCCGAGACCAAGCCUCUUCCCCUACCACAGCCACCAGGACCACCAUUAGAGCCCCUCACAAGGUGCCCCUGGGCCCUGCUCUGGGUGCCCCCCACCCAGACUUUAUGGAAAGGUGGGUGACAGCUCUCAGACUCUCCCAAGGAUACUCCUAGGACUCAGAACAAUCCUUCCCUGGACCCAUACCUGGGCCUGAAUUGGUGGAUCUCAGGGUUGGAGCUAGACCUAGGCUGUGGCCAGGAUGCCACCCUGUCCAUCUGCCCCUCGUGGCAGCAGGCCACCCAGAGCGUCCAGCCCACCUUGGAUGAAGCCGCAGCGCUAAGUGAGUUAAGGUGCACCGGGGAGGAGCGGCCCCGCCCUGGGGGGGCGGGCUCUGCAGGCACCGGAACCAAAUAGGGCAAUGGGGUGAGCCGGGAAGCCCCGGUGCUGUGCAGUGUGGUGCCCCACUUUGCUCACGCCCGUCAAAGGGCCCAGCGCAACGUGGAGGGCCAUGGAGCCGCAGCCAGGGGGCUGCAGGGUGGCGGUGGCUGCGCCUGAGAAGAGGGCUGAGCUGAGGGCAAAUGCAGGGGUCUCUGAAGUAGAGGAACCUGGGCAGGGAGACCCCCACUCGGCGCAGCCAGGCUGGAAGUCAGCAGCAUCUGCCCCCCAGGCUCUCCUCCUGGUGCUGCUGGGAGCUCAGGGCCAAGGCAGCAGUCCUAGCCCUGGGUGCGACUGUGCCAGUGACGGGCAGAAGAAGUAUGGUCAGUUUUGUUGCAGGGGCUGUCCAGCAGGGUUCUACCUGCAAGCCCCCUGCACAAAGCCCUGCGGUGCCUCCAUCUGCCUUCCAUGUCCCCAGGGCACCUUCUUGGCCAAAGAGAACCACCAUAAGACUCGCUGUGCCCGCUGCCAGGCCUGUGAUGAGCAGGCCAUCUCCAAACUUCCUCCCUUUUGGGGUGGCUCUAUUUCUGUCUCCGGCCUGUCCCUGUCUCCAUUCUCUGGGGACCUCCCCUGGCACUCUGUGGCAGUCUCUGACCCUGAUCACCUUUGCACUUGCCAUCUCCCUGCACCCCUGCCAGCCUCCCAGGUGGCUCUAGAGAACUGUUCUGCAGUGGCCGACACUGACUGUGGCUGUGAGCCUGGCUGGUUUGUCGAAUGCUUGGUCAGUCAGUGUAUCGACAGCUCGCCCUUUGAGUGCCUCCCGUGCUUGGACUGUGGGGCCCUGCACCGCCACACACAACGACCCUGUUCUGGCAGAGACACGUCUCACUGUGGGACCUGCCUGCCUGGCUUCUAUGAACAUGGUGAAGACUGCGUGAUCUGUCCCACGAGCACCCUUGGGAGCUGUCCUGAGCCCUGUGCUGCUCUCUGUGGCUGGAGGCAGAUGUUUUGGGUGCAGGUGCUCCUGGCUGGCCUGGCAGUUCCACUUCUGCUCGGGGCCACCCUGACCUAUGCCUACCGCCGCUGCCGGCCUCCCAAGCCCAGAGUUCCUGAUAAAGCUAGGAGAGAGAUCCUGAUCUCACCACAGGCCACCCACUCCCCACCCUCAAAUAGCGUCCACACCGUUCUGAUGCCUGCCAGUAGCAGUGAAAAGGUGUGCACUGUGCAGUUGGUGGGCAACAGCUGGAUGCCUAGCUCUCCGCAGACCCAGGAGACACCCUACUCGCCAGCGAUGUGUUCCUGGGAACCGAUGCCCAGCAGAGCUCUUGCGCCCCCUGCAGGCUCCCUGACCGCAGUGCUCCAGCCCGGCCCGCAGCUGUACGAUGUGGUGGACGCGGUCCCAGUGCGGCGUUGGAAGGAGUUCGUGCGCACGUUGGGGCUUCGUGAGGCGGAGAUUGAGGCAGUGGAAGUAGAGAUCAGCCGCUUCCGCGACCAGCAAUACGAAAUGCUCAAGCGUUGGCGCCAGCAGCAACCCGCGGGCCUAGGCGCGGUCUAUGCAGCCCUGGAGCGCAUGGGGUUGGACGGCUGCGCUGAGGACCUGCGCAGCCGCUUGCAGCGCGGACCGUGAUGCGGGACCCACAUUGGUGCUCUAGCGGCCCUUGCAGAAGCCCUAAGUACAGUUACUUAUGUGUGUAGACAUUUUAUGUCACUUUUUAAGCCCCUGGCACGGCCCUGCGUAGCAGCGCCAGCAACCCUAACCUUGUUCACCCUCAGGACUCUGGUUCAAGGCGAAGAAGCAUGGACGAAUAUCAGGGGAGAGAGUCAGCGGUUUCUUGGCCUGACUUUGGCUAAGCCCUUAGUAUUAAAUCUAAAAAGAAAAACGGUUUCUGGUCAUUUCUGGGGUCGCUGAUGGUGGUAAGUCUCCCUAGCUUGGUGGUUUCCAGAGAAAGUCUAACAGACUGCGAAACCAUGUGGCCCUGAGAAU
Molecule: messenger RNA, 2941 nt
Organism: Tupaia belangeri chinensis (Chinese tree shrew)
Lineage: Eukaryota; Metazoa; Chordata; Mammalia; Scandentia; Tupaiidae
Gene: TNFRSF25
Product: TNF receptor superfamily member 25
Exons: 10
Coding region: 1091-2584 (497 amino acids)
Biological process (GO): signal transduction
Cellular component (GO): plasma membrane
Molecular function (GO): protein binding
Source: RefSeq, a predicted model, not a curated record